Messenger RNA from Bathycoccus prasinos, 732 nucleotides. RefSeq lists its product with no specific name. NCBI's taxonomy places the organism in Eukaryota, Viridiplantae, Chlorophyta, Mamiellophyceae, Mamiellales, Bathycoccaceae. Bases 1 to 732 code for a protein of 243 amino acids. The transcript has a single exon. The record is from RefSeq and is a predicted model, not a curated record.
AUGAGAAGAAGAAGAAGAAGAAAAAGAAGACGAAUUUCUAUCGCGUCUCUGAAAAUAUUUGAAGAGGAAACAUCGUCAUCAUCAUCAGAAGAAGAAGAAGAAGAAGAAGAAGCGUUUUUGGAAUCUGGAUUCGAGGUUUCCCUCGGGGUGUGCGUUUUCUCAAAAUCAUCAUCAUCAUCGCGCGAUGAUGUCGACGACGCGUUCGUCACAGACAGGACGGGAACACCAUCAUCAUCAUCGGUAGAAGAAGAUGAAGAUGAGAAAGAGGAGGAAGACGAAUUCGUCGUGCGACUGUCGUACGCGUUCGAUAUUUCGAACGCGCUCGUUCGCUCGCGACUCGGUAGAACGAACGACAAAGAGAAUGAUGAUAACAACGAAGAAGACAAAGACGAAGAAGAAGCACUAAAAACGAUGGUGUUUACGCUCAAGGAAGAACGGUUUACGUGCGAGCAAAAAGGAAACAGCGACAAUGGUAUUACACUGUCCGUGGAUGCUCGCGAGAUGCAAAAAAUACUCGAGCGAGUGCCUUUACGCGUGAAGGAAAAUACCGCGUGCGUUUUCGUCGAGACGAUGAAACCGCGCGAAGACGAUACUCCUACGAAGACUCCGAAUACUCGCGAUGAUACGACGAAGAAAUACAUCGUAGACGACCGCGUGACGGUCGUGGCGAAACAUUUCAGGUGCGAAGAGACCGGAAAGUUGAAAAGACAGUUCGUGAACCCGUUCGUUUGA